Molecule: messenger RNA, 615 nt
Organism: Oncorhynchus kisutch (coho salmon)
Lineage: Eukaryota; Metazoa; Chordata; Actinopteri; Salmoniformes; Salmonidae
Product: solute carrier family 12 member 1-like
Exons: 6
Biological process (GO): potassium ion homeostasis; chloride ion homeostasis; sodium ion homeostasis
Cellular component (GO): apical plasma membrane
Molecular function (GO): sodium:potassium:chloride symporter activity
Source: RefSeq, a predicted model, not a curated record
CGUCGGACGAUGUGGAGUCUGUCAUUCCCCUGGACAACAAAGAUGGAACCGUGCGGUUCGGCUGGAUAAAGGGAGUCCUGGUGAGAUGUAUGUUGAACAUCUGGGGUGUGAUGCUGUUCAUCCGUCUGUCCUGGGUGUUUGGACAGGCCGGCUGGGGUCUGGGCAUUGUGGUCAUUGCUCUGAGCUGUGUGGUGACCACCGUCACAGGUCUCUCCAUGUCUGCUAUCUGCACCAAUGGAGUGGUACGAGGAGGAGGGGCGUACUACCUGAUAUCACGUAGUCUGGGACCAGAGUUUGGCGGUUCCAUUGGUCUCAUCUUCGCCUUCGCUAACGCUGUUGCCGUGGCGAUGUACGUGGUGGGCUUCGCAGAGACUGUGGUUGACCUACUCAAGGAAAACAAUGCCAUUAUGAUAGAUGAGCUGAAUGACAUCAGGAUCAUCGGCUGUAUCUCGGUUGUACUGCUGCUGGGGAUCUCAGUGGCCGGGAUGGAGUGGGAGGCCAAGGCCCAGAUCGGUUUGCUGAUCAUCCUCCUGGUAGCCAUCGUCAACGUCUUCGUAGGAACUGGCAUCCCAGCUUCCACCGACAAGAAGUCCAAAGGAUUCUUUAACUAUGACG